Molecule: messenger RNA, 2094 nt
Organism: Candida dubliniensis CD36
Lineage: Eukaryota; Fungi; Ascomycota; Pichiomycetes; Serinales; Debaryomycetaceae
Exons: 1
Coding region: 1-2094 (697 amino acids)
Biological process (GO): mRNA splicing, via spliceosome; spliceosomal complex assembly
Cellular component (GO): post-mRNA release spliceosomal complex; precatalytic spliceosome; Prp19 complex
Molecular function (GO): protein binding
Source: RefSeq, a predicted model, not a curated record
AUGAACGAAUCAUCAACCAGAGAACACCAGGUCACAAGCAAAGAGAUUCUUGAUGUGGCAUUUGAAAAGAGUAAAUCAAAAUUCACCACACCACGACAGACAAUCCAGGAUACUGAAGAAUUACAAUCCUAUCAACAAACCAAAAGAAAGGAGUUCGAGCAACAUAUCAACAAAAAUAGACUAAACCUAGGCCAAUGGACACGUUAUGCCAAGUGGGAAAUCGAAAAUAACCAUGACUUUCCACGUGCAAGAUCGAUAUUGGAAAGGGCUUUAGAUGUAAAUGUCCAACACAUACCAUUUUGGAUACAGUAUAUUCAACUCGAGUUAUCACACAAGAAUAUAAACCAUGCCAGAAAUCUAAUGGAAAGGGCCAUCAAUACCUUACCUAGAGUUAAUAAGCUAUGGUUUUUAUAUGUGCAAACAGAAGAAAUGCUUAAAAACUAUCAAAUGGUGCGAGUAAUAUUUGAAAGAUGGCUCGAUUGGCAUCCCGACACUUCUGCUUGGGAUGCGUAUAUAAACUUUGAAGCACGAUAUGAAGAAAAAGAGAAUGUCCGAGAAAUAUUUAAGAAAUACGUUUAUGAAUUCCCAAAUGCAGGGACAUGGUAUAAAUGGAUCAAGUACGAAAUGGAAAACAAUCGAGACGACGUAAAGACCAUUCGAGCUGUGUUUGAAUCGGCCGUAGAUACAUUACUUUCGAAUAAACUGGAAGAUGACGAAGUUGCCAUCAUAAUUUCUAAUUGGACUAGUUGGGAAGUAUCAUGUGGGGAGCUGGGUAGAGCAAAUGAGAUUUUCAAAUUACUACUAGACAAUCAAAAUAAUAAAUUGGAGAUUUCAGAUAAAACCAAAAGUUCAAUUUACACUGCAUUUGUGGAGUUUGAAAAAACCUUUGGAAGCAAGGACUCCAUUGAGCAAAGUGUUUUGCUAAAGCGAAGAAUAAAAUAUCAAGAAGAAAUCCAAAACGACCCAUAUGAUUAUGACUCCUGGUGGAAAUAUAUGACACUAUUACAAAAUAGUCUGAACAAAAGUGAUCUAGAAAAUGCAUUUAAAAAAGUGACAGGAAAUGUUGUUGAUGAUAAACAUAAAAGCAUAAAAUGGAGGCGAUAUAUAAUGUUCUGGAUUUGGUACGCGUUUUGGGAGGAAAUGACAAAUAACGACCCUGACUCAGCGAGAAAAAUAUGGAAUGAUUGCUUAAAAGUUAUACCUCACAAGCUGUUUACUUUUGCAAAAGUGUGGAUUGGAUAUUCUGAGUUUGAAUUAAGAAAUAGCGAGGAUGGAUUGGCUAAAGCUCGAAAGAUUUUGGGCCGUGCAAUUGGCCAAACUAGCAUAAACAGGCCCAAAACAAAGAUUUUCAAAUAUUACAUUGAUUUUGAAAAAAAGUUGGGAGACUGGAACCGUGUGAGGUUGCUCUAUCAAAAAUGGCUAGAAAUAUCUCUUUCAACAACUUCACUGUCUGAACUUGUUGUUGAAAAGUAUGUUGAGUUUGAGUCAUCAAUUGAAGAAUACGAUAGAUGUGAACUGAUACUAUCUGCUGCAUGCCAAUUAUCUGAAAAUCCAGAAUAUAGUUCCAGUUUUAAUUUACAAAGGUUGUUUGAGAUAACAGUUGAAUUUUAUAAAGAAGAAAUGCGAUACGACAAGAUCCGAGAACUUUACCGAGCUCUAUUAGAGAAGGACCCGACCGCUCAUAACUGGAUUUCUUUUGCCUUAUUUGAAUCGAGUAUACCCUCACCCGAACAAUUGGAAGAAUAUUUACAAGGUAACAAUGAAGAAUUUGAAGCCACAGUGGACGAGCUGCAAAUUGAGAACACAAGAAAGAUAUUUGAAGAAGCUAUGACUUUUUUCAAAGAUAAAGAUGACAAAGAUAGUCGAUUGGUAAUAAUUGAAGCUUGGCGAGAUUUUGAAGAGGUUAAUGGGUCAGACGAAAGUUUGGCUAAAGUCACCAAAAGAUUGCCUGUAAUUGUAAGAAAACGGAGAACAGUUGGUUCUAUCGAGGAAGAAUAUAUCGAUUAUAUUUUCCCAGACGACGAAACCAAAAAACUACCUGGUAAAAUGAGCAAGUUUUUGGCUAAUGCUAAGAAAUGGGCUCAAGAAAACUAA